This is a messenger RNA of Argentina anserina (silverweed cinquefoil), 2903 nucleotides long. RefSeq names its product putative receptor protein kinase ZmPK1. Gene Ontology annotation, molecular function: protein serine/threonine kinase activity; ATP binding. The record is from RefSeq and is a predicted model, not a curated record. Gene Ontology annotation, biological process: protein phosphorylation; recognition of pollen. NCBI's taxonomy places the organism in Eukaryota, Viridiplantae, Streptophyta, Magnoliopsida, Rosales, Rosaceae. Bases 513 to 2903 code for a protein of 796 amino acids. The transcript has a single exon.
AUAUAGCAAUAUAGCAUAAUUUCAUUGUCCUACUGAUGCGUCUUCCCUCUCUUCACGGGAAGAAGAUGAAGAAGCAAUAGAAGUCCACAAAGUACUACGCUCACAUGUUUUGUUUCUUGUGCUUUUCCGCCCACCACACCCAUCAAGUUGGUGUUCUUCUGCAUUUCAAAAACCCUUAUUUACUAGCAACUACAUGAUAUCUAGCAACUGAAACGAACAGCUAAGAGAAAUGACAAAUCCGUCGCGAUUUAUACCUUCAAAUUGCCAAACUGAUUAGCCUUCCCCGGUUGUUCUUUUGCUUAGAUAGGCGCCCACAGUAAUGCAUGGGUUGUACAUUUUUGUCUUUUUAUAGAUUUUAUCUAAGAGACUAAGACCAAGAAUACCUACGGUUCAUGGAAUCUGCAUUCAUAUUCAUUCUUCAUAACCUUUAUAUAUCUUAGUUUCGAGUUGCAUUGCCCUAUUGCAUCAAUUUGUGGCCUAUACUGGCGCAAGUCAGGAGUUCAACCAAAAUCAUGAACAGGGUUUCAUUUCCUUGCCUCGUUCUUGUUCUGGCACUUGUUUUCGCGUGUAGAUCAUCAGCAGCUUUUAAUUUGAGCAUGGGAUCCUCUCUUUCAGUCGAAAAUCCAUAUCAAACUUUAUUGUCGCCAGACGCAGUUUUCACCGCUGGUUUUUUUCCGGUCGGUGUAAACGCGUUUUGCUUCGGAGUAUGGUUCUCGGAGCCGUCAACCAGUACUCAUAACCUCACCGUGGUGUGGAUAGCAAAUCGUGACGAGCCGGUCAAUGGUCAACACUCCAAGCUCACCCUGCACAAGAACGGAAACCUUGUUCUUUCCGACCUCAACCGGUUCACCGUGUGGUCCUCCAACACAGCUUCAAACUCGUCGGCGCACUUGCACCUCAGAAACACCGGCAAUCUUGUUCUCUUUGCCGCGAGGCACAACGUCGUUUUGUGGGAAAGCUUUUCUUCACCGACGGACACACUUUUGCCUCAGCAACUGUUCACAAGAAACACACAGCUCAUUUCCUCAAGAAGCGUCACCAACUAUUCCUCUGGCUACUACUCAUUUUACUUCGACAAAGACAACACUCUUCGUAUUCUCUACACUGGCCCCGAUGUUUCAAGCCUUUUUUGGUACGAUCCAUGGCUUCUGAGUUAUCAAGCAGGAAGAUCCACAUAUAACAACACUCGUAUUGCAACUUUUGACAGCUUGGGAAGUUUCACUUCAUCAGAUAAUUUGAUCUUUUCGACAAUUGAUUACGGUGCAAAAUUGCAGCGAAUAUUCAGGAUGGAUCCUGAUGGUAAUCUCCGAAGUUACAGUCGAAAGGGGCUAGGAGAUGAAUGGAAUGUUACAUGGGAAGCAGUUUUACAACCAUGUAAAAUUCAUGGCAUUUGUGGAGCUAAUAGCUAUUGCAGUUAUGUUCCUAGUACAGGUAGGAAAUGCUCAUGUCUGCCGGGUUAUAUAAUGGUUCGGAAUACUGAUUGGUCUUAUGGGUGCAAACCGGCUGGUUUUAGUCUGUCAUGCAAGAGUAAUGCAAAGAAAGAGUUUGGUUUUGUUCACCUUCCACGUAUUGAAAUGUAUGGGUAUGAUUACGGCGUCUAUGGGAACUACACAUUAGAUCAGUGUGAAAGUUUGUGCCUAGACUUGUGCAAUUGUACUGGCUUCCACUACAAAUUUGGAGAUGGUCAGUAUCAGUGUUAUCCUAAGGCGCAACUGCGAAAUGGGUACCGAUCGCCUGCCUUUGUUGGGGACCUGUAUGUGAAGCUACCGAAAGGCCUCCUCAAUGCUACCUUUAGAGAUCCCAACAACAUGUGCUCAGCCAAACUUACGGAACAGCUUGACAGAACAUAUGAAAGAAGUAAUCCGAAUGGAUCGAUCCAGUUUAUGCUUAAAUUUGCAUCUGCUUUGGGAGGAUUAGAGGUUGUUUGCAUCUUUGUUGUGUGGUUUUUUGUGACAAGAAGAAGCAGCGGAGAUAAAAAGGAUUCAGAGUUGGAAGUACUUGCUCAAGGCUACCUUCAAGCUGCCGGUGGAUUCAGAAGGUUUACUUACUCCGAGUUGAAGAAGGCCACAAAAGGUUUCAAAGAAGAGAUUGGCAGAGGAGGAGGAGGAGUUGUGUACAAAGGCAUAUUGUCUGAUCAGCGAGUUGCAGCGAUCAAGCAGCUGAAUGAUUGUAAUCGAGGGGAAGCAGAGUUCCUUGGUGAGGUAAGCCUUCUUGGCAAGCUCUACCAUAUGAAUUUGAUUGAGAUGUGGGGGUAUUGCGUGGAAAACAAGCAUAGACUCUUGGUGUAUGAGUACAUGGAGCAUGGUUCCUUGGAGAAAAAUCUAUCUUCGGAUGUGCUUGAUUGGAGAAAGAGAUAUGAGAUUGCUCUAGGGACAGCAAAAGGCCUUGCUUAUCUCCACGAGGAGUGCUUGGAAUGGGUUUUACACUGUGAUGUUAAGCCUCAAAACAUACUCUUAGACUCCGAUUACAAUCCAAAGGUUGCGGAUUUCGGGCUGUCAAAGCUAUUAAACAGAAGUGAGCACACCAGCUCGGAGUUCUCGAGGAUUAGAGGAACCAGAGGUUACAUGGCUCCAGAGUGGGUGCACAACAUGCCCAUCACUUCCAAAGUGGAUGUUUACAGUUAUGGGAUUGUUGUAUUAGAGAUGCUCACCGGAAAGAACCCAACUGAAAGUAAUGUUCAGUGGGAUGAAGGUGGAGGCGAAACAUACAAGAAAAUUAUAGUACAAUCGGUGAUGGAAAAGAUAAAUUUAGCAGCGCAUCAUGCAGAGACCAAUAUGGGAGGUGAAGAUGAAGAGAAGCUAGAAAUUCUUGUUGAGGUGGCACUCCAGUGCAUACAGGAAGACGGAAAUGCAAGACCCUCUAUGAGUCAAGUAGUAGAAAUGCUUCUACAUCGUGAAUUCUAG